This is a messenger RNA of Psammomys obesus (fat sand rat), 4387 nucleotides long. RefSeq names its product inversin (gene Invs). Gene Ontology annotation, biological process: protein localization to ciliary inversin compartment. The transcript is spliced from 17 exons. Bases 166 to 3318 code for a protein of 1050 amino acids. Gene Ontology annotation, cellular component: ciliary inversin compartment. Gene Ontology annotation, molecular function: protein binding. NCBI's taxonomy places the organism in Eukaryota, Metazoa, Chordata, Mammalia, Rodentia, Muridae. The record is from RefSeq and is a predicted model, not a curated record.
GCCACCUCUUCUGAGCUCGCGGGCUCUGUUGUCGUGGGGUCUUGUCCCAGCAGGCGCAGUUGCCUGGCUUGGCAGGAGGGGCGGCCCCUUGGGGUUCGUGCCUCCUGGGGCCGCCCCCAGACGCCAGUCCUGGAGGCAAGGGUCACUCAGGUUGUGGAGAAAACUAUGAACAUAUCAGAGAAUGUGCUCUCUACUGGGCCCUCAUUAGCAUCUCAGGUUCAUGCUGCUGCAGUUAAUGGAGAUAAAGGUGCCCUCCAGAGACUCAUCGUUGGAAACCCAGCUCUGAAGGACAAAGAAGACCAAUUUGGAAGAACACCACUUAUGUAUUGUGUGUUAGCAGACAGACUGGACUGUGCAGAUGCUCUUCUGAAAGCAGGAGCAGAUGUCAAUAAAACUGACCAUAGCCGGAGAACAGCCCUUCACCUUGCAGCUCAAAAGGGAAAUUACCGCUUUAUGAAACUCUUGCUUACACGCAGAGCAAACUGGAUGCAGAAGGACCUAGAAGAGAUGACACCUUUGCACCUGAGCACCCGGCACAGGAGCCCCAAGUGUCUAGCUCUUCUCCUGAAGUUUAUGGCUCCUGGGGAGGUGGACACACAGGACAAAAACAAGCAAACAGCUCUGCACUGGAGCGCCUACUACAACAACCCCGAGCACGCGAAGCUGCUGAUCAAACACGACUCCAACAUCGGGAUUCCUGACGUGGAAGGCAAGAUCCCCCUCCACUGGGCUGCCAACCAUAAAGACCCGAGCGCCGUGCACACGGUGAAAUGCAUCCUGGCUGCCGCCCCGACAGAGUCUCUGUUGAACUGGCAAGACUAUGAGGGUCGCACACCCCUGCACUUUGCCGUCGCAGAUGGGAACCUGACAGUGGUGGAUGUCCUGACCUCCUACGAAAGCUGCAACAUAACAUCUUACGAUAACUUAUUUCGAACCCCGCUUCACUGGGCAGCCUUACUAGGCCAUGCACAGAUUGUCCAUCUCCUUCUAGAAAGAAACAAGUCUGGAACUAUCCCUUCUGACAGCCAAGGAGCAACACCCUUGCACUAUGCAGCUCAGAGUAACUUUGCUGAAACAGUUAAAGUGUUUUUAAAGCAUCCGUCAGUGAAAGAUGAUUCCGACCUGGAAGGAAGAACGUCCUUCAUGUGGGCAGCGGGGAAAGGCAGUGAUGAUGUGCUCAGGACUAUGCUGAGUUUAAAAUCUGACAUCGACAUUAACAUGGCGGACAAGUACGGAGGCACAGCUUUACACGCUGCUGCCCUUUCUGGCCACGUCAGCACUGUGAAGUUGUUAUUGGACAAUGAUGCCCAAGUGGAUGCUACUGACGUCAUGAAACACACUCCACUGUUCCGAGCCUGUGAGAUGGGGCACAGAGAUGUGAUUCAGACGCUUAUUAAAGGUGGAGCACGGGUUGACCUGGUUGACCAGGAUGGACAUUCGCUUCUGCACUGGGCAGCACUCGGGGGAAAUGCCGAUGUCUGCCAGAUAUUAAUAGAAAAUAAGAUCAACCCAAAUGUGCAGGAUUAUGCAGGAAGAACGCCACUUCAGUGUGCUGCAUACGGAGGGUACAUCAACUGUAUGGCUGUGCUCAUGGAAAACAAUGCAGAUCCCAACAUCCAGGACAAAGAGGGACGAACAGCUUUGCACUGGUCCUGUAAUAAUGGCUACCUUGAUGCCAUUAAAUUACUGCUAGACUUUGCUGCUUUCCCUAAUCAGAUGGAGAACAAUGAGGAGAGGUACACACCCCUUGAUUAUGCAUUGCUUGGCGAGCGCCACGAGGUGAUCCAAUUCAUGCUGGAACGUGGCGCCCUGUCUAUCGCAGCUAUCCAAGACAUCGCUGCCUUCAAAAUCCAAGCGGUCUACAAAGGGUACAAGGUCAGAAAAGCCUUCCGAGACCGGAAGAACCUCCUCAUGAAGCAUGAACAGCUGAGAAAAGAUGCUGCAGCAAAAAAACGGGAGGAGGAAAACAAGCGGAAGGAAGCUGAACAGCAAAAAGGGCUACUGAGCACAGAUCCCCCCAAGCCCCAAGUCCUCCCCUCUCCACCCAGCCCCCAGAAUGAGCCCAGCAGGCAGAAUGCAGCCCCUAACAAACAGCCACCUGCUGGCCACACAGCCCAGAGCCCUGACCCAGAGCACAGCAGACAGUCUCCAGGCCAGUGUCCAGGCCGAGCCUCCCACAAGGACUGUUCCUCAGACCUUCAGGGAACAGCCUCCAGAAAGCCAAAUGAAACACCCAGGGAACACUGCAGAGGCCCUUCUGCCUGUGUGCACCUUAGAUCCUGCAAAGGCGGUGAUGGCUACAGGCAUCAGGGAGCAUCCUCUGUGGAAAAGUGCAGAGGUGAGACCAUUGUCGAGCCGCAGAGGUGUGAGGAGGGUCCAGGCAGAGCCAGGCAACCCUUGUCCAUUGGGUCAGCCCAGACUGCUGAGAAAGGAAAGGACUCCAGCCCUGCAGGUGUAAGUGCUUCCCAGCAGGACAGCCCCAGGAAGCCCAGCAGGAAGCAGGACAGGGUACCCAGGCCCAGGGGUGCUUCCCAGAAAAGAUGCACCCACCAGCUCAGAGACCGGUGCUCCCCAGCUGGCUCCAGCCGGCCUGGCAGCGCCAAGGGGGAAGUUGCCUAUGCUGAACAGAGUCCUCUCCACCGUCGCCCACCGAGAAACAAGGUGACACAGAACAAGCUUGUAGGAGGGGACUCCUCAGACUUGCCACUCAGCACAGAAGAGUUGAGAUCAGCAUGCAAGAAGCUGUGCGAGGACAGCUGGACAUCUCCAGAGAGUGAUGUGGCUCAUGGCACCCCGCCCGGAAAGAGUGUGAAUAUUCACCUUCUUCCUGUAGAGCAGCGCCUGCAGAUAAUCCAGAGGGAGCGAAGCAGGAAAGAGCUGUUUCGAAGAAAGAACAAGGCAGCAGCAGUCAUCCAGCGAGCGUGGCGAAGCUACCAACUCAGGAAGCACCUGUCUCGGCUUCUGCAUUUGAAGCAGCUCGGAGCCGGAGAUGUGCUCAGAUGUACCCGAGUGUGCACAGCCCUGCUCCUCCAGGUUUGGCAGAAGGAACUGGAAUUCAAGUUCCCAAAGCCCAUCUCAGUAAGCAGAACGCCCAAGAGUCUAUCCAAAGGCAUGUCGGCCACAAAGUCUGCCAGGCAGUCAGUGCUCAGGCAGAUCUACGGUUCUCAUCCUAACAAAUGUCCCAGAGUCCCUCCUGUGCUGCAUCUCAGUUCAGUGAACAGUUUGCAGUCUAUACACCUUGACAACAGUGGAAAAUCAAGAAAGUUUUCUUACAACCUGCAACCAGGCAGUCAAUCAAAAAACAAGCCAAAGCUCUGACCCAGGAGGAAGAGCAGAGCCAGUGUGGAGCUCUGCUCUCUGUGACUUACUCAUGAGAAAGCUUUACUGCCUGCACCUAAAGCCUUACUACCAGAUUAUGUGGUAGCAACUCAAAGACGUGUUCACAUCUCCUCCUGGCUUCUACUCUGCAGUGAAAGGACCUGAGCAGCCUGCUUGUAUGGACUGCCUCUCAGUCAGCGCACGGCUGGAGAUGCAAACUGACAUUCAUCUGUGUGCUAACAACACCUGCACUAAAGGAGUGGCUGUAGGAUUUCGACAGCUAACUGGCACAGGCCUAGUUUCUUCACUCUAGAGAACUUACCUACCUAAAUGAGAUGGGAAACCUGCGCCACAGCAGCCACCUUCAACUCCUUACCUGCCUGGAACAUACUACGACAAAUAGCACAACAGACAUUUAAACGUUAGAUGAAAAUCAUGGUCUAGUAUUUGCAUUGAGAAAGUGCCCAUUGUAUUGAAGUGGGACUGCAAGCACACUGUUGAAAGUUUCCAGGUUCCAAAUUUGCCCUCAAAGACUACAAGAUGCAGCCAUGCUUAGUCUCUCUCUCUCUCUGCUUUCACUGCUGAGUGGCACCAACAAAAUCACAACAUCAAGAGGUCAGUAGGACAGGGUUUACAGGCUUCUGAUCCCCUUUGGAUCUUCUGACCAACUUGCAGAAAUAAGUAGCUUUCCCCAAAUGCAGUUUCUUUUGUGAAAGUUAACCCAUUUUCUAGGUCUCUAAGAGUACUCGGCUUUCACAGAGGCCCGAAUGAUAUCAGACCACCCCUGUGCUAACACUAAAGUACAGGAAGAAAGUGUUUGAGACAGUUUUAGUUUAGGUUAUUAUAUUCAAAACUAUGAACAGGUUUACCUAGAUGGGAUUACAAAGAUUCAGCUAAUUUGUUGAUAAGAGAAUGAAGGCACCAUAGAUUACUCUGUGUUGUAAACAUUUACCACUUAUGAAAUUAAAAAUCCUCUACUGCUUGUGUUCGUACCAUGUGCUAGUCCAGGCAAAGUAUGAAAUCACUAAGACCUCUUAGACCUCAUUUUUACACUUAUGUAGGAAGGUAG